AUGAGCGCCCUUAAACAACCAGAAUUCAACAUCAUCGCCGUUAUUACAUGCAUAAUCACAGGAGGUAUGAGUGGGAAAGUUAAAGGUCGUGUUAGUGACACUGCAUUAGUUGGUUGUGGUGGAUAUGCAAAUGAUAAAGGAGCAGCUGCAACAACUGGUCAUGGAGAGAAGUUGAUAAAAUUGACUCUAGCACGUCAAGUGGAAGCUAAAAUGGAAAAUGGAAGAAGUGCUCAGGAAGCGACGGAAUUAGCCAUAAAUUUACUUAGAGAAAAACGGAUGGGAUCAGGAGGAGCCAUUGCAAUUGACGAGAAUGGAAAUUUUUUGAAGAAAUUUUCUACUCGCCUAAUGUUUUGGGCAAGCAUCGAAGAUGAUCAGUUGAAGGGUGGAUUUGAAAAAGAUGAAGAAGGAGAAGCAAUAAUAGGGUACAGCAAAAGACUGUUGAAUUAG
This is a messenger RNA of Xenia sp. Carnegie-2017, 447 nucleotides long. Its product is annotated as isoaspartyl peptidase/L-asparaginase-like. The transcript is spliced from 2 exons. Gene Ontology annotation, molecular function: hydrolase activity. Bases 1 to 447 code for a protein of 148 amino acids. Lineage: Eukaryota; Metazoa; Cnidaria; Anthozoa; Malacalcyonacea; Xeniidae. The record is from RefSeq and is a predicted model, not a curated record.